Molecule: messenger RNA, 1628 nt
Organism: Colletotrichum navitas
Lineage: Eukaryota; Fungi; Ascomycota; Sordariomycetes; Glomerellales; Glomerellaceae
Exons: 2
Coding region: 396-1418 (340 amino acids)
Source: RefSeq, a predicted model, not a curated record
AUCCGAGACUCCAAUGGUCGUGGGAGGGAGCUUUUUGUAAAGUACAAAGGAAACAACUUUGAUGAAGGCAGUUGCUCGGCCAGUGUCCAUGCUCCCUUGAUGACGGCCGGUUUGCAAGGACUACAGUAAGGAGCCGCCGGCCAGCUUCCCCUUUCCAAAUAAGCUACAUUCGUUAUCGUCUGGGAGUGAAGGAGACGCUUGAUUCUUCGUUAUUUGUACUUUUCUAUUUCGGUAUAAAACUCACCAGGUAUUUCCCCUCUCCAUUCAACAGAGGAGCCCGCGCUAGGAGCCCGCUUCGUUCUUGCCUCGUCGCAAGGUAUGUUGCCAAAACAUUGCCGAGAAGGUACUGCGAGCCUUUCGAGGACAAACCGUCAAGAUGGAAGUUGCAGCAUAUCAUGCAAUACCUUCGACUUCAUGUUGCUCUGAUCCCAAUUCCCCCUCGUCCUCAACCACCCCUCUCCAUGUUCGGGGGACUUGUCACAACCUUUGUAGUAAAAUCUCGCAACACUUCGACCACUGUGACGACGUUCUGUUUGCUUCUGCGUCAGUCAGUUCUGCUUCCAAUAGCUUGGUCCUGGACUGCAGUCAUGCGAGAGCUUCCUCCCCUGCAACUCGACGGCAUCGAGGCUGAGAUGGCGCCCGACAACGCGCAUGCUGGUCCUUCGAACCAGUCAGACGGAGAUCUGAGCCACUUCACGGUUCAAUCGGGCUCGAGGAAGCAGAAAAUACGCCGCCGAAUCAGAUACCGUUUCCUCACCCCUUCGGAAUGGGCUAUUGUUGCUCACGGUAUCGGGGGCGUCAACGACACCGAGGGUCACAUCGCGCUCCACCCGACUUGCUGGUACUACCCUCCCAAAGGAAUUCCCAACGGUCUUUACCGAGACGUCAUCUGGCACCGUACCAAGUACUUCUACAUGUAUCACGGCAUGAGCUCCAUCCGAUGGGUCGCGUAUAUCUUGCAAAUCAUUUUCGGUGCUAUCCUCACCGCAAUUGGCUCCAUGUCGUAUGAGGACGGCACUCCUAUCACCAUCAUUGCGGCCGCAAACACCAUAAAUGCUGGCAUCCUCGCACUCCUGCACAACAGUGGUUUACCCGACCGCUAUCGCUCCGACCAGGCCGAGUUUGACGAGGUUGAAGACCACCUCAAGAAGAUCCUCGACACUGGAAUCGUCCCUGAACAUAUGUCUGUCGACCAAGCUCUGAUCCAUUGUUUCGAUUUGUACCAGGAGGCCAAGAAGACCGUCUCGGCAAACAUCCCAGCGACUUAUACCCCGAGCUCCGUUCUGUCAGGUGGCCCGCAAGGCGGCGAGCCGCAGAAGCCGGGCAUGCCUGGACCAGCGGCACCCAACGCAGCAAACUCGGUCAUUGCGACCAGGCUCUCGGUGGCUUCACCUCAGGCUGCUACAGAGGAGAAGUAAAACAAAAGAAUAAAGUGUCGACUCGAGGCCAUGUCAUUAUUGGGAGCUUAUUCUUGUUCAACUACAUUACCUAUCAAUCAAGGCGGCAAUCGGUGUUAGGGAGCCUCUAGAGACGCAGGAGAGCAUUGACAUCAUAUACAUUUGACGAUUCAUCAAGAAGGUAAAGAGAUCAUAUUAAAUUCAACCACGAAUUACAUCGACUCGAGUUGC